AUGUGGUUUCCAAGUUUGUUUCUUGUCGAAGGUGACCCCAAGAUAUUUGACUCUCAAGAACCUACAACCAUGUCUGCUGGUAUCCUCAACACGACCAUCAGCACCACCACUAACACCAACAUCUGCUGCCAGGACCUUCCUUGGAGCAACGACUCUGCCCACGUGACAUAUAUGUCCAGCGUUGCCAUUGCAGUACUAGCGAACUUCCACCUCAUCUCAAUACCUUUGAUCAUCUGUCUGGGAGUCCUGGGAAAUCUGCUGGCAUUCUUCACGUUCGUCAGCAAACCCUUGAGGAACACCUCAUGCAGCCUCUAUCUGGCAGCGAGGUCUGCGUCAGAUAUCGGUUUCCUAUUGGCGCUCUUCGUCACGUGGUUGGGCGACGCCAUGGGCGUGUUGAUCUACCACACGAAUGUCAUCUGCCAGUGCGUGUUGUUUCUGUCCUACGUCUGCGGAUUCCUAUCCGUCUGGCUCGUCGUUCUGAUAACCGCGGAGAACUACAUCAGGAUCUGCCACCCGUUCACCGUCUCGCGUCUGUGCACCGUGCCGAAAGCCAAAGCUUUCAUAAUCGGAUUUACGGUGGGCGGCGCCAUCAUAUUCCACUUCCCUCUGUGGAUCACGGGACUGAACAACAUGAACGGGACCGUGGUGUGCAACUUCUUCCCUCAGUACGUGGAGAUCACGCGAACCCUGACCCACAUCGACACCGUCAUCAGUCUGGUGAUCCCUUCCAUCGUGAUCCUCACUCUCAUGGUCCUCAUCACGCACAGCUUCAUCAAGUCUUUCAAGCGCCAGACGAGACUGCGCCAGGGCCAGAACGCCGUGAACGGCCGCGAAGGAUCCAAGAAGAAGACUUCGCCCCAGGCCAAAGUGACGAGGAUGUUGUUCGCGGUUUCUUUCAUCUUCCUCUCGCUGACUCUGCCUAGCUACAUCAUCCGCUUGAGGAUUCUGCUCCUGACGUUCGAAAACAAGCAGUCGUCCUCGCCGACGGUGGACCAGGUGAUGCAGGUCAUAUUCCAGAUAGUGUAUUACCUCAGCUUCGCCGUCAACCUAAUCGUGUAUCUCGUCUGCGGAGACAACUUCAGGAAGGUGUUUGUUGACAUGUACAUAGCCUGUUUUCUCCGGUCGAGGAACCCGAGGAGGAAACCUGAGUUUUCCCACACGUCUUUCACCACUGUACGGCUUGAGGCACCGGAAGCUGCUCAAGUGAAGGAGGAGGAGGAGACGUCACUGACCUGA
Messenger RNA from Gigantopelta aegis, 1236 nucleotides. RefSeq names its product thyrotropin-releasing hormone receptor-like. Bases 1 to 1236 code for a protein of 411 amino acids. Gene Ontology annotation, biological process: G protein-coupled receptor signaling pathway. NCBI's taxonomy places the organism in Eukaryota, Metazoa, Mollusca, Gastropoda, Neomphalida, Peltospiridae. The transcript is spliced from 2 exons. Gene Ontology annotation, cellular component: plasma membrane. Gene Ontology annotation, molecular function: G protein-coupled receptor activity. The record is from RefSeq and is a predicted model, not a curated record.